GUCUGUUAGAUGCACUUGGAUUACCGGCCAGUGAGCUGUCAAACUAAACUGCCUUACCCAGCCAGCAUCUUGCUUUUUACGCGCGGUAAUAAAGCACACAGACGCGCGUCUGUAGGCAACGUCCGUUUUAGUUUUUAUUGUGCUAAUAAAAGUAUAUCCGCUGCAACGACCCUUAUUUGACAGACGGAUCGGCCUAAGUGAGUGGCAGUUGAUUGAUUUUUAUUGUGAUAUUUUUUUUUACAUCCAUGGAUGGAGAGAAAAAAAUAAACUUGUGAAUUGAGGUGAUAUUUAAUAGGAGCCGGGCACGAUGCGAAUCAGUUUCCGAGGACGCUUGGUCAGCGCAGAGCUCUGCUGAACGACUGCAUUGAUUUUGUGGAUUUCCUUCUAUUUACUAUCAGAUUAUUCUGGAAGGAGGCAACUAUGAACUUCAUCAGCAUCCUUUGGUUCCUGAUGCCAUUGAUGGGGCAGAGCAGGGCGUCAGCCAACGACGAUCCUGCCCCAGACGCCUCAGACGGGCCUGGGUGGGGGAACCUAGAGGAGGGCCAAGGCCAUGCAGAGAGCCAGGGUCAACAGCGCUGUCUCCAGUCGGCCAAUGAAGAGCGACCGUCCAAGCCCACCGGUGUGUACUGCAGCAGCAUGUGGGACGGCUUGCUCUGCUGGGAAGAGAGUCCUGCUGGAACGUAUUUGACAAAGAACUGCCCAGCGCCCCCUGACAUGGACCCUACUGGUAAAGUGACCAAAUAUUGUGACAAAUGGGGUAAUUGGGUCCAGAGUCCCUCCAUUAAUAACGGCCGGUCCAACUGUCAUCCAAUGUCCAAGAACAAAUUAAAGGAUCCAGCUGACCAGAUGUUGAGCGACGAGGCAGCAGAGCCCAUUGCUGAGCCCACCGUCAGACCAGCAGCCGACCCAGAACAACUGAUCCAGGAGGCCAAGUUCAAAUGCUUUGAGAGGAUGGAACAAGAGUCCUCCUAUGACAAACCAGGCGCAUACUGUGGCCGUAACUGGGAUGGCUGGCUCUGCUGGGACGAUACCCCAGCAGGACUGCACAGCACUCAGACCUGUCCCGGCUACUUUCUGACCUCUGACCCCACAGAAAAUGCAACUAGGUAUUGUGGUGAGGACGGGCAGUGGUUCCGCCAAACUGGGACCAAACGGUUCUGGUCAGACUACACGCGGUGCAGCGCUCAGGCACCACUUCACAAGAAUGAAUACAGACCUGCCACCGAAAUGAUCGUGGAUGCUGACUACGCAUGUUUCAAGAAAAUGAAACAAGAUCCACCCUACAGCAGGCCAGGAGAGUUCUGUGGUCGUACCUGGGAUGGUUGGCUGUGCUGGGACGACACUCCAGCAGAGACACACAGCUCACAGCUCUGUCCCGCGUACUUUACCGACUUCAACGCCUCCGAAAAGGCAACAAAAGACUGCGGCGAAAACGGCCAGUGGUUCAGGGAUCCGCAGAGCAACAGGGUUUGGACCAACUAUACGCUCUGUGAUGCUAAGACCACCAGGCCAGAGCUGGAGGCUGUGGAGCCCAGCGCUGAUCCCCGGGCGGGCCGGGUGGCCGACACGGAGGAGGAGGGCCGCAUCAGGAAGAUGAUCCUGGACGGACAGUAUAAAUGCUUCGAGAAGAUGAACCGCGACCCGGCUUACAACAAAACUGGCCACUUCUGCAGCCGUAACUGGGAUGGCCGGCUUUGCUGGGACGAUACUCCAGCGGGGACGUUCAGUGCCCAGUUCUGUCCGAGCUACUUCAUCGACUUCGACCCGACCGAAAAGGCAACGAAAGACUGCGGCGAAAACGGCCAGUGGUUCAGGAAUCCGCAGAGCAACAGGGUUUGGACCAACUAUACGCUCUGUAAUGCUAAGACCACCAGGCCAGAGCUGGAGGCUGUGGAGCCCAGCGCUGAUCCCCGGGAGGGCCGGGUGGCCGACACGGAGGAGGAGGGCCGCAUCAGGAAGAUGAUCCUGGACGGACAGUAUAAAUGCUUUGAGAAGAUGAACCGCGACCCGGCUUACAACCAAACUGGCCACUUCUGUAGCCGUAACUGGGAUGGCUGGCUUUGCUGGGACGAUACUCCAGCGGGGACGUCCAGUGCCCAGUUCUGUCCGAGCUACUUCAUCGACUUCGACCCGACCGAGAAGGCCACCAAGUACUGCGGGGAGAAGGGUCAGUGGUUUCGCCAUCCGGACACCAACAGGACCUGGUCUAACUACACCGCGUGCAACGCCAACACCAAGGAGAAGCUGAAGUCGGUCUUCAUCCUGUACUACAUGGCCAUCGUGGGCCACGCCCUGUCCAUCGCCUCGCUCCUCAUCUCCCUCGCCAUCUUCUUCUAUUUCAGGAGCCUGAGCUGCCAGAGGAUCACCCUUCACAAGAACCUGUUCUGGUCCUACGUGCUGAACUCUGCCAUCACCCUCAUCUACCUCAUCGCCGUGGUCAACAAUCCUGACUUAGUGGGCCAAAAUCCAGUUGGAUGCAAGGUGCUCCACUUCUUCCACAUGUACAUGCUGGGCUGCAACUACUUCUGGAUGCUGUGCGAGGGCAUCUACCUGCACACGCUCAUCGUGGUGGCCGUGUUCGCUGAGGAGCAGCACCUGCACUGGUACUACCUGCUGGGCUGGGGGUUCCCCUUAGUGCCGGCUUGUAUCCACGCAGUGGCUAGGAAGCAGUAUUUUGACGACAACUGUUGGAUGAGUGUGGAAACCAAUCUGCUCUAUGUGGUACACGGGCCCAUUAUGGCAGCUCUCCUGGUAAACCUGUUCUUCCUGCUGAACAUUGUGCGGGUGCUGGUGACCAAGCUCAGGGACACCCACCGCGCGGAGACCAACAUGUACAUGAAGGCGGUGCGGGCAACCCUGAUCCUGGUGCCUCUGCUGGGCAUCCAGUUCGUCAUCUUCCCCUGGAGGCCCGAGAACCGGCUGGUGGGGGAGGUGUACGACUACUUCAUGCACAUCCUCAUGCACUACCAGGGCUUACUGGUGGCCACAAUAUUCUGCUUCUUCAACGGAGAGGUGCAGGGAACUCUGAAGCGCCAGUGGAUGCAGUACAAGACCCAGUGGGGCCAGCGGAGACGGGACCACUGCUCCAUGCGCUCCACCUCCUACACGGCCACCUCCAUCACCGAGGUGCCCGCCUUCAUGUACCACCACGAGUGCAACAGCGAACACUUGAACGGCCGCAACUCGGAGGACAGCGAGCUGGUGGCGCUCAAGACGGGCGAGACGUACGCGUGAGACGGUGGAGGAGGAGCGGAGCAGGAGCAGGAGCGAGGAGCGAGGAGCGUCGGGAUCCGAGGAGGAGGAGCACCGAGGAGGAGGGCGGGGUGUUUGUGAUGUCACUGAUGCGAAAGGACCAACUUUUAAAGAAAAAGAACCGGACUCGGUUGUUGUUCAACAUGUCUACAGUAAGUGAUCCCCGAUCCAAGGGGGCUGAGACUGGUCAGGUCCAGUUUGGACUGGUCUGGUUUGGACUGGUCUGGUUUGGUCUGGUCUGCUCUGGUUUGGAAAGGUCUGGUCUAGUUUUGACUGGUCUGCUCUGGACUGGACUGGUCUGAUCUCAUUUGAACAGGUCUGUUCUGGUUUGGACUGGUCCGGUCUGGUUUGGACUGGUCCGGUCUAGUUUGGACUGGUCUGCUCUGGUUUAGACUGGUCCGGUCUGGUUUGGACUGGUCCGGUCUGGUUUGGACUGGUCCGGUCCGGUUUGGUCUGGUCUGGUUAGACAGAUCUGAUUCAGACUGGUCUACUAUGCUCUGCAACAUUGAGUGUGAUUUGAAAGAGGAGAUAAGCUAAACCGCUACAUGGCGAAUGAGUCUUUUUCAACGUGAUGCUGCUAAUGUCAUGGUGGGCUCUCUUCACCCCACAUUCCUGUGCGACAUAGGACUUAGAGCUCCUUUUAGCUGCUAAACCAUGUGAACUGUGAGCUCAUGGUUUCAGGGACCAGGUGGUGUGACGGACAAGCAAAAAAACUGUGACUCUGAGUGUAGCAGGGUUGAGGUUUUAUGUGGUGACGUGCUAAUGGUGGGGUUUUGGUACUAGCGUGCUAUGAAUGACAUGAUAUGAAUUAAUACUGUGAUGUGGAAUGAAUUGAAUGACAUAGAUGCAGAGGAUAGCCACGAGGAUGAGUAUGAUGAGGACAACGAUAAUAAGGAUAGUGUGUGGCUUAACCUAUCUUCACCGAUACCAAAGGGUAUGCUGGCGACAGGGAUGAAAGAACAGAGUUUGUCUUAAUGAAGCUGGAAGGAAACACACUCACGUGCACACAUACAUACACACGAACACACACAGAAAUAAUAUGUGCCAUUGAGGUUCAAAUAUCAAAAGGUCUACUGUGCCUGAAGCUCUGGAAUCGUGUACAUAACUUCAAGAAGUCCAGUGUCAAGAAAUGUUUUCAUUGGUUCUAUCAUCAUUAUUAUUGUCAUGAUUUUUGAUUUUUCUGUCAAUCUAAUUACCUGCUGACUGUCUGUCCCGUGUAGCUUGGGUUUUAUUACAGUUGCUGUCUUACUGUGUGGUUACAGGGCACCACUGGGCUGGGAGUUUUUUUAGAAUAGAGAUGCUAAAUAUAUUAAACUAUGAAUAAAUGUUUUAAAAUAUAUCUAUUUUUUAUUAUUAUUAUUAAUUGAACGCUAACCAUGUUAUUUCACUGCUUAUCGCUGUAGGGGUAAAAGAAUCCCAUGAAGACUCAUUGACAUAACGCAUCUUAUUGUUUACCAUGCAAACCGUGACCUAAUUGCCAUGCUCAUUCUCAUGGAACAAUCUUGUUUACAUUUCCUGCACAAUCUAGCUAAUGUUUUAUUUUGGUCUCAAUGUCAAAAUGAUUAAAUGAUUCCAAUUUCAUGAUACCGAUUUAACAAUGAUACUGAGAAAGAGAGAUGAGCGAUAAUGUGAAUUAAAAUAGGCAGACAAAGCAGCGCCCUAGAGUAAACAUCUGAUAAAGAACCAGGUGGAUCAUAUCUAGUUUAUUUUUGUGCACAGCAAGACAAAUAACAUAAAAAUACAUGAUUUACGCUCAUUUUGUGUUUUUUGAGUUAAGAUAAUUCUUUAAACACCACCAUCAAUAUCCCAUUUUGCUAUUCUGACAAUCAAACCCAGUUCUCUCAUAAACCUUAAAAUCAAAUUGUUUGGGUUACUGUUUCCCGUGACCACGAGCCAUCGAAUGACGCGCGUACACAGAGGGCCCUACCGUUGACAGGCCUGUUAUCUGUAGCCAGGAACAUUCCCAUGACCAGUGUUGACUAGCCUUCUUUAUUUAGUUUUUUGUAGAGUCAUAAGAAGGACGAGAGCAAAACACAACCAAGCAGAGCUCAAGGGAGGCGUUCUGCCGGGCUUCUGGAGCCCUUGAGAGGCUGAGGGAUGGACCACAGGGGAAGGGGAGAAGCUAGGGCUGCUGGGGCGCCUCCAUCCUUCAUGGAAUAUUCUUUCGCUGGUUUAAACCCUGCAAGUGAGUCAUCACAGGGGCGCUUAUCUGCAAGGUCGUAUGGAUCGGCUACCCUCCGAACGGAGACUAAAGACGUUCCUUUACAGGUCCCCCCGGGUUGUGGCAUCAUGAGCAAACGUUUGAACGGAACAAUAACCUAUAUAGAUGCUAUGUGCAAUCUCUUACGACAUCCGAAAAGUCCGGAAAACACAAAAUCAAUAAGGGAAAGUUAACCGAAUAAGAUAAAGGAAUGAAAGAAAAAAAGACAAAGAUAACAUAGAAAUCGCAGUCCUGCAAAUAGACAGUGAGCCAUGAAUGAACUCAAAGAACAUUUAUUUCUAAACCAACCAACCAUCGUAGCAGUAUUUUUAUAUUGUUGUUUACACAUUGGGAGCUUAUGCGUCACUCUGAGUCUCUUUUCUUACAGAAUGGAAGUUACUCGUAAAAUGAUGUUGCUUGUUCUGGCUUUCUACUCUACCGCGAAUUGCCACCAAGACCAUUAAACCUGGGAUGGCAUCACCCACUAUGUCCCUCGUCAUAGUUCUUCUCCAGCUAAAUCAAUUCUAGUCUAUGCUGUGGUUAUCUAUUGGACAGCUCUGUUGCUAUAAUGCUAGUUUGCAGGGGUUGCAUUGGUCAGACACACAAAACAAAGGUCUCAUCUUAUCAUUACAUUAUGUGACUCACAAAUAUCUAGAUGUAUAUUCCUAUCAACAUCUCGUUUACAAAGAUUGCAGAGGGAAAACAUGACCUCAGAACUUAAGAGAGAGAGAAGCUGGGAGGGAGAGAGACAGAGAUGCAGAGAGAGAAGGAUAAAGCAAGAGACAGAGAGAGAACUAAUUGAAAGCAAGAAUAAAUAUAUGUAAAGAUAAAGAUUUAUUUAUUCCGAUGUGUUAAAUUUUUUCAAUCCUUUUACAAUGCAAAUGUUUGUCGUCAAUGUCAUAAAUAUCUUGAAUUUGAACAUGAAGAGAGAUAGAAAAUAGGGAUCACAAGAAAAAACAUCAAGUUGCCAAAAAGUGUUUCUUUCAGCAGCAAUGGGAAA
Gadus morhua (Atlantic cod) is the source of this 6452-nucleotide messenger RNA. It is a transcript of the gene calcr, whose product is annotated as calcitonin receptor. Gene Ontology annotation, molecular function: calcitonin receptor activity. Bases 421 to 3234 code for a protein of 937 amino acids. Gene Ontology annotation, biological process: adenylate cyclase-activating G protein-coupled receptor signaling pathway; positive regulation of cytosolic calcium ion concentration; cell surface receptor signaling pathway. The transcript has 25 exons. The record is from RefSeq and is a predicted model, not a curated record. Lineage: Eukaryota; Metazoa; Chordata; Actinopteri; Gadiformes; Gadidae. Gene Ontology annotation, cellular component: plasma membrane; axon.